UUGUUGGGAGCUGCAAGGGGCCGGAUUUGCCGGGUGGGCGUGACCAUUGAGCUCGACUCCAGGCCCCUGUGCCCGGAGCUCAGCCCUCGGAUGUCCACCGCCCAGAGCCUGCAUGCGCCGCGGGGCGCCUCAGGACCAGGAGCUUGUGGGUUCCGGGGCCCCUGGGCAGGUGUCCCGGGGCGCCCCUCCUCCCUCUGGACCUGUUGUCCCGGUCCUCGUCUUUCCCCCGGAUCUAGUGUUCAGGGCGGACCAACGGAGUGGACCCAGGCAGCUGCUGACCCUCUAUAACCCCACGGGAGCCGCGCUUCGCUUCCGAGUUCUGUGCACAGCACCUGCCAAAUACACUGUUUUUGACGCAGAAGGAUAUGUGAAGCCUCAGUCCUGCAUUGACAUUGUGAUUCGCCAUGUGGCCCCCAUUGCCAGCCACUAUGAUGUCCAGGACCGCUUCCGCAUUGAGCUGUCUAAGGAAGGAGCUGAGGGCCAAGUGUUGGGGCGCAAGGACAUCACCUCGGUUUUGAGGGCCCCAGCCUACCCCCUUGAACUUCAGGAACAGUCUGACCCAACGCCCCACUCGGGGCCUCCUUCCUGGACAGCACCACCCACGACCAGACACCUCCCUGAGAAAUCCCAACCACAACUGGCCACCAGCUCCUUCUUCCUGUUCUUGCUGGCCGGUAUAGUCUCCGUGGCCUUCCUGCUGCUCCCACUCCAGGAUGAACUCGGCAGCCAGCUGCCCCAAAUCCUGCAUGUCUCCCUGGGACAAAAGUUGGUGGCAGCCUAUGUCUUGGGCCUCCUCACCAUGGUCUUCCUCCGGACUUGAGUCCCUUGCUCAGCCUCCACCCCCCUCCCUAGGCAGGGGUGUGGACAUGAGACAGCCACUGUGAUGCUCAUACCUUGCCUCGGCUCCUAUUCCCUUCUUCUUGCCACUCCCUCCACCCUGGACAAAAACUACCCAGGGAUUUGUAUUCAUUUUCCAAGUUGAAUAAAAUAAAUUUGCAAUAUUAAACUGAGAAA
Miniopterus natalensis is the source of this 1014-nucleotide messenger RNA. It is a transcript of the gene MOSPD3, whose product is annotated as motile sperm domain containing 3. The record is from RefSeq and is a predicted model, not a curated record. Gene Ontology annotation, cellular component: cytoplasm. NCBI's taxonomy places the organism in Eukaryota, Metazoa, Chordata, Mammalia, Chiroptera, Miniopteridae.